AUGCAGCCCCCCGCGGAAGGGGGAUUCUGCCUAGACUCCCUUCGGUUGAAUUCCCCCCGGCCCCGCCAGAGGCCAGACCCCCAGCCAACUGGCAAACAUCUACCCCCGCCAAAUCGCCGGCCUCAAAGCCUCAGUGGCGCCCAGGGCCCAUCAUGUUGCCGGCGUGCCACCCCCCUGCCAACCGCCCCCUCUCGAAAGCGCCGGCUCCAAGCCCUCCUCUCCCCCCAGUGGUGCCCGCCGACACCCCCCCUUCCACGUGGUCAGCAUGCCAUUCCUUCGCUCCCAUGGCCGUUGAACCAACUGGCUAGCAUACUUGCCGCACAGAUACGGGCUCGAGGCCCGUCAUCCGGCUUCCCCCUCCAAGCGCCCGGCGCUGCCGGAUCAAUUGAUGGGGAGGUGUAA
This is a messenger RNA of Penicillium robsamsonii, 402 nucleotides long. RefSeq lists its product as uncharacterized. Bases 1 to 402 code for a protein of 133 amino acids. The transcript has a single exon. The record is from RefSeq and is a predicted model, not a curated record. Lineage: Eukaryota; Fungi; Ascomycota; Eurotiomycetes; Eurotiales; Aspergillaceae.